This is a messenger RNA of Actinia tenebrosa (Australian red waratah sea anemone), 1875 nucleotides long. RefSeq names its product clavesin-2. The record is from RefSeq and is a predicted model, not a curated record. Lineage: Eukaryota; Metazoa; Cnidaria; Anthozoa; Actiniaria; Actiniidae. Gene Ontology annotation, cellular component: membrane. Gene Ontology annotation, molecular function: phosphatidylinositol bisphosphate binding.
CAAAAGAGAUCAAAAGGGAACAACUUUUGUAUUAGAACAAUUAUUUUGACAAAGAUCUCUCAACCAUGAUGAGAAAUAAAUCCUGUUUAUGCACGAAUAGACGCCAGUCUAAUAUUGCUAGGCUAAGAUCUGGAAGGAAUGUGGCUAUGAAUAAUAUUGAUAAUUAUAGCAAUGGUAAUGAUAUGGUAGAAGUUUUUGAAGACACAUUCUGUUGUCAAGGAUUUCUCACACGUAAGGACGGAACGUGCUCAGUUCUUGUUAAAUUGAAGUUAAUGUGUCGAUGCUCGAUCAAGUAGGGAUUCUUUCAAGACUUUAAUACUGGUCUGUACACGUUUAUCUAUGCGUAAUCAACGUUAAUUCUUAGCUGAAAUCUUACAACGAACUGUCAUUGCGAAAUUUAUUACUUCAAAACUUAUAAAAAAAAGACUAUGGAAGACAAUAUUCGUGACAACGACUACGAAAAUGAAAGCACAAUAUAUUCCAACGACAUGAUCACUUCAAAGAAUGAGUUUAACGGGGAUUCAAAUUCAAAUUCUUCCGAACAAGAUGUCGACAACUGCAACGAAGAAAGAUGUUCUGACGAAGUAACAAAACUUCGAGAUCUCCUUCCCUUGAGGACGGACAUCGACUUUAAAGAUUGCGAUGAUUUAUUCUUGUUAACAUUUUUACAAGCUAGACGUUUUAAUGUUGACUGUGCAUUUGAUCUUUUGUGUAGCUACUUCGAUUUCCGAAAGAAAAAUCCCAACUUUUUWAAAAACGUUAAAGCAUCUGAACUUAGAUAUAUUCUUGAAGAUGGCUUUCCCUGUGUUUUGCCAUAUUCGGAUCCAGAAGGUUCCAAAAUAAUGGUAUUGUUUGCUGGGACAUGGGAUAUUGAAACUUUUAAUGUAGAAAUAAUCCUCAAAGCCAUGAUUCUAAGCUUUCAACAUCUAAGUAAAAACAUUCAAGUACGGCAGAAAGGAAUUCUUUUGUUGGUAGAUUUCAGCGGAUGGACCACAAAUCAUGCCAAGAAACUUAAUAUUGGCUAUAUCAGAAAAAUUACUUCAAUAUUCCAGGAAUGUUUUCCAAUCUGGUUUCGAAAUAUUCAUUUCAUCAAUCAGCCUUGGUAUGUGAAUGCUCUCAUUGCACUGAUGAAGCCAUUUAUGAAGGACAACAUCCAAGAGAGGAUUUUUCUCCACGGUAACAACAUGACAACUCUCCACAAUCAUAUCCCACCAGAGGACCUCCCUGCUGAGUUUGGAGGUAACAGAACAGAAGUUGACCAAUGCUUUUGGGCCAAUCAUCUUUUGGCUGCUGAGAAGAGAAGUCUUAAAAGAGUAUCAACUAUACGAAGAGGGAAUAACCCUCUAAGAUUGUCAGCCAUGGGUAUUGUUGAUGAUGAGCCUUCAGAAAGUGAACCUUUGUUGAGCAGUCUUUCAUAAUUAGUGGCAGAUCCUGGAUCUUAAAGGGUGGGGGGUGGGGGGGUUGUACAAAAAUGGUCACCUCUUAGAAAAAAACUGAAUCACCCUAGGAUUUGCCAUUGAUGACAUUCAAUGACGGCUCCUUGGACAAACAGUCAAUGGCUAGUCUGCCUAUGAUGAAGGCGCGUUUUCAUUUUGCCUUUUAUCUUUUGAUUUUAAACUGUAAUAAAUAGUGCUUUUCUUAGUUUAGGUUAGCUUAGUUUUAUCUCUUGUAAAUUAGAUCUGAAAAGCCCUUUAGAGGGAGAUCGAUAAAGUUAUUGUAUUGUAUUGUAUCUAAAGUUUGUUUUAAAUAUAUAUCAUUUUUAAUCCGCUAACCAUUGUCCAGAGUUUCUAGAAGUAGGCCCUGUCACCUCAUGAAGGUUGCGUUGUAGUAGGAGCUGAGGUUAAAAAUUAUCAAUGAAAACUAGUAUGCAUUUGA